CAACGAUUAUAAAGAAAUGAAUAUGGCGCUUCACCCCGUCUCCUCUGUGAGCGUCAAUGGCUGUGUUUCAAAAUUGCUGUUAGUACUGAAAAUCUAUAGUGUAUGAAACGGAAACUAUAGAUUUUUAUUCGCUCAACGUAGGCAAACGUAGGUAUAGGUUGCUGAAGAGUGGGGCGAGUGUUGCUAGCCGGCAGCCAUUCCCUCCACGUGCAGUCAGCGUGCUGUAAAAAGAUUUCGAAAUGGCAUCACUGGAAGUUCGAAGUGCAUCUGCAUAACAGUGUGUAAACAUGUGUAAAUGAAGUGCGUCGAUGGUGGGCGCGGUGUCGUCUCACGCUGAUGCUAUGCGAAGUGAUCUGCUUUAGCCGGGAAGAAGAAUGGAGCUGUUGGUCGCGCAGUACGCUCGGUUCGAGGAAAAUAUACUACGAAAUGUCAAACGCAAUCACAUACAGCACCGACCAAACGCAAGCAGUGGAUUAUGGCUAGGUGUUUUGGUCGGUCUGAGCGCUGUGGUCACGAUAUUGAGAGAACAGAGCAGUUACUCCGAGAUAUGUCUUCUUAUAGGAACCACGGGUUUUGGUCUUGUUCUGUGUUGUGUAUGCCUUUACGCUCGACUUUCAAUGAAGCAGAUUGUUGUGAAAGACUUUCAUGCUGUCUACUUUGUACCUGCGAUUAUAACAUCUGUAUUAUUUCUACUCGCUGCUAACAAAGGAUUAUUGACGAGUGUUACGUGGGGUCUAACCGUCGCAAGUUUGGGCACAUGGGGCGUUCUACAACUUAUGUCAGCUUUUCCAUGCUGCUUCACAAUGGGAGAAGCAACAGUGGCUACGCACAGUUUUAUCUUGUUUUUGAUGUCGGCUGUUACUAAUUUACCCUUGCGAUAUCAUUUACCUCCAAUUCAUGACAAUGACAUAAGCACAGUUGUAUUGCAGGUUGUGAUAUUGUAUACAGUAUCGGUAUGCUUCCUGUGUGGAUAUUUUCCUGUUCUCCGCAACACAACAUACUUUUAUUUAAUGAUAAUCAGCCUUUUGUGUUUUGUAACUCUUCCGAUACUUUACAUUAUUCUUGAUCAAAAUCCGUUAACGUGGGUAGUUUUUUUUGCUUUCGGCAAUCGUGAAAGGAUUGCAAUAUUUAUGUACUGGGCAGGAUGUUUUCUACUAAGUAUUUUUAUUUUAAUCUAUCAGACAUCGUCAAAAUCCCAUGCUACAAAUUUGGUUAGAAAGAAUUUUCAUAUAUUAGCUACAUUUGUAUAUAUUCCUGGUAUGAUAUAUGAUCCUUCACUAUUGUAUUUUGCCAGCGGCGUGAUGUUUAUAAUCUUUAUUGCUCUUGAGCUAAUUAGACUUUUGAAAGUUCCGCCUUUAGGAGAAAUGCUACAGCAAGGAUUUGUUGCAUUUGUCGACGAGAAGGAUUAUACGCUUUCAUUAACAGCUAUAUACUUAUUGUGUGGCUUAUCGUUACCUCUUUGGAUGCCAACUAAUAAUUUGACGCUAGUGAUAUUGCUCAGUGGCGUGCUGACGGUAGGGAUUGGUGACACCGCUGCGAGUUUUGUCGGUAACAGAUGGGGUGUACACAAGUGGUUCGACACAGAAAAAACAAUCGAAGGCACCGUUGCAUGCGUAUUUUGCCAAGUUUGCGCAAUACUCGUGCUAAUGUGUUGUGGUUUUAUAGACGAUAACUGGUUACUUCUGAGAAGCAUCUUAGCAAUCGUGUCAAUAUCAUUAAUCGAAGCACGUACAAAUCAAGUGGAUAAUUUGGCUAUGCCGUUAUUAAUGUAUGUAUGCCUGAUGGUAUAAGUGUACAGAUCGUUCUUUCCAAUUCGCGAGAAUAGUUCAGUUAAAUUAAUUUUUACGAAAAUUUAUCAAUAGCGAAUAUAGUGCUGAAAAAAAGUAAUUAGUUGAAAUAGGAAAUAGUAAUAGAAAUAUUUAUUUAAAAGAUAUACCUAUAAAAAUACUAUUUGAAAUAUGUAUUGUGUAACUCUUAUCCGUUUUUGCGUAUUGCAUCUGCAAAUAUAAGCUGUGUUCCAAUAUAAAAGUAUUGAAAAUCUAUAGUAUACGUAAUAGGAACUAUAGAUUUUCAGUAUGGGCAAUGAAUUUCGGAACGUAGCUACAUAAAAAGUGCAAUGUCAUGUAAUCAUGUUUAAUGGAGAUUUAUCUGUGUAUCUAUAAGUUUUUGUAAUAGAAUUUCUGUUUCUGUCCGCAUUCUGUAUGCAUUAGAUACUGACGGUAUCUAUUUGGAUUGUAGAUACCGUAUUCCGAAACACCGAUAUCCAUUUAAAUCGGCGUUUCCUAGGUGAUAUCGGACUUCAAAACAAACUAAUAAGAAAGAUUUGAACAGUUAUGUAUAAGAGACAUAGACGAGAUCGGUGUCCGAUCAUUAGAUGUAUUUUAUCCCGAGGAACAUUUUUGUUGAAAACUGAUUUAAUCAUCUUUUAUAAUAAAUAAAUAUAAUAAUGAUAAUGAUAAUAGAAUUAAUAAUAAUAAUAAUAAUAAUAGAAUAAAUUUUCAUGUAUUUUUGUACUAAGAAACGUAUGGAAUGUGUGUUUGCAUUAGCAAUUAAAAUCGAAGAGCCGGUAAAUCGUGAACAAAUAUAGAUAAAUCUUGUUUGGUUCUGCAAUCAGAUGUGGAUAGAUAUUUAAGGUAGUUUUAUCAUCAAAUAAGAGUUCUAAAAAAAUUUUCAAUUUUUUACAUAACAUUGUUCAAAUUAGUAUUUGUUUUAAAAUAUGAAAGCCGACUUUCAUAUUUUGAUGUGAAAAAUCAAGUAUAAAUUAUUGAAUAUGAGAUUCUCGAAUUGAAAGAAGUACAUAUUUCUUUAACUUUUGUACCUGAGAUCUUUUAUAAAGAAUAUUUCCAACAUAUUCUUUAAAUAAUUUAACAUUGUGUUCAUGACCAAAUUUAUCUACGUUCUAUAACUGGGGUAUAUGUGUACUCACUGUCGGAAUUUCGUCUUUCGACUAUGCACAGGAUAAAAUGGUGUCAGAUGAUGCCAAGAAAAAACCAGAAACAAUUCUUUACUACAAUAGAUACAAAGCUGGAGUCGACACAAUGGAUUAGAUGAUUGAAAGAUAGACAAGUCAGCAGCGUACUUAGAGGUGGCCUCUCGCUCUUUUUUAUAAUAUCAUAGACAUUGCAACUCUUGCAGCUUAUAUUAUUUAUUACGAAAAUAAUAAAAAAACUAACAAACGCAGAAUAUUUAUGCGAUAAUUAAGUCACGAACUUUUUCUUCCAAUAAUUGAGGAUUGAUUGCAAAAUUUACAAUCAAUGAAGUAUUAUAAUGUAAAACUGGCAGUGCAGACUAUUUUCGGUAGGCCAACAAAUCCUGUUCCUUCUGGAUCUAAACAAAGAGGAAAUGAUAAAAACAGAAACAUAUUUACUGGGUCGUGUCAUCUAUGCUAUAAACAAACUAUUAAAAGACGCAGAAAAACACGAAAAUCUUGUUCAGAAUGCCAAAAACCAGUGUGUGAGCAUGCUAUUAUAAAUAUUACAAAGUGCUUAGAAUGUGAUAAAUAGAUAAUUAUUACUGUUUGUUUAUAAAAAUCUUUGUUUUUAUUUAUUUUACAAUCCUUUUUAUUAAUUGACUUUAUAACUGUACAUAAAUAAUAUAUUUCUACUAGUACACGUGUACUCAAGUUGUGGCUCAGGCGUAUGUGAACUUUAAUGCAAUAUAUUUUUUAAUUUUAGCUUUACAAAAAUUAAAGUAAAAGCAUAUUUCGAUAGUAAAAUAAUCAAAUCGCGACGCUUCGGGAGCGAUUGAAAAAAUGUUGACAGGAACAUAAAAAAUUUUCAGAAAAAUUAGUCAAGUGGGUAUAUUUGUACACGGUCAUGGACACAAGGGUUAAAAAGUAAAUUAAAAAAAAAAAGUCGAUUAUUUCGACUAAAAAAAUUAAAUUGUUAGAUCUGAAAAUUUUUACUUGUGUAAAGUAUAGUUGCUAUACCUCGAGUGCGUGGCAACGUCACAUGGUAUAUUCAAUAUAGUGAACUAUAGCUACAGUCAACUUCACACUAUAAACACUUUAAGCAUUUGUAAUGUCAAAUCGAUUUCAACCUAUGUGUAAAUAUGUAAAAAUUAAAGAGAAAUUAGUUUUUUUAGAAAUAAAAAUGCAAUGUGGAUUAUUGUGGACUAUUGUGGAUUUCCAAAUUAAAUAAUUUGUUUUUUUGGGGGGUGGGGGUGGAGUUUACUGUCACAUUCGUUAGUGGAUAUUUUAUACUUUUGACUGUAUUUGAGUUAUUUUUUUAUUACUCUGUAUAUAGUGUGAUCUAUAGUUCCUUUGUUGUACAGAAAAUGAAAUGACUCUGUUGAAAAUGAUUCGUUUAUUGUAAUAAUGCAGGUUCAGUUUUUUAUCUUCUUGACAGUUAAUGCCAAUCACUGUUGCCAUGUUUUUGGGAAAACUUGUAUUGUGUAAAAAGAACUCCGAAAUUGUUACUUUUUAUUUAUUAAAAAUUUACUAUAAAAGCAAUCUAUUUUGUUUAAGUAAUUAUUAUAUUUUUAAUUAUGAAGAGUAAGAGUUUUUCUGGCAAAUUUAAAGCCCCUUUUAAGCAUACAUGAAAUCCGAUUUUACAAAUAUGAUAGUACUACCUUAAAACUCGUCGCGUAUAGAAACAGAGAGGAUUCAUAUGUCUGUACAUAGAUUCGGAUAAUUUUCGUUUGGUUAGGAAUCAGUUAGAUAUAGUCUUUUAACGUCUUUGCAUAUAUAAUUUUAUAAAACCUAACACUUUUACUUGUAUCCAUAAUUGUAAGGAAAGAAAUGUAUGAUAAAACUGUUAGAAACAGAUAGAAUGUACGUUCUAUUCGUUCUAAUAGAAUUUUUUUACUAGGGAUAUGUCGCGUUCAAGAAACUGGACAAAACUAGCAUCGCUUUAAGAAACAGAAAAUAGUAAAUAAAAAGAAAACAAAAUAGAAAAUGCUUAUUUAUCCGUAACAUGUCGAAAUGUAAAACAAAUAUUUUAUUUUAGAGUAAAUGUAUAGGUAAAUUCUGUUUACUUUUUUAAUAUUUACUUCACAAAAUGCUUAUUUCAAAUAGUAUUUUUUAGAUGCAGCCUUAAAAUAAGUAUUUCUAUUGAAUCUAAUUUUUCCUGGAUAUUGGGUCACUAUAGAUACAAUCAUUUCAUUACAUAAUUAUUUGUGAUUAAUUGCUUUUUGUAAUAGAAGUGAGAAUAUAUAAGUAACUUAUGCAAAACUCAACAUUUUUAUGUUGUUUAUAUUAAAAAUUAUUAAUUAAUUUGGAUCGAUAUCUAAUCAUUGUACUGUUUAUUAAGUACCGAAGACAAUUAGUCAUAAAUCAGAAUUACAGAAUCCAAAAUUAAAACUGACAAGAAAUGCUUAACUUGCAAGUGAUUUAGCAUGAUUCUGAUUUACUUAUUUGUACAAUACGCGUAUUUGUUAGAAAGAUAAGGAUGCAGUUGUAAAUUGAUGUAAUCAAAUGGAAUUAUCUUUAUACAUGUGUUAAACGGUGAUAAUGUACAAAUAUUUAUAUUUACAGUGUAACACAUAGAUUUUUCUGUAUGCAUACAUACAUAUAUACAUACAUACAUACAUACAUACAUACAUACAUACAUACAUACAUACAUACAUACAUACAUACAUACAUACAUACAUACAUACAUACAUACAUACAUACAUACAUACAUACAUACAUACAUACAUACAUACGUACGUACGUACGUACGUACAUACGUACGUACAUACGUACAUACGUACAUACGUACAUACGUACAUACGUACGUACGUACAUAUAUAUUACAUCUACAGAAUCGUACGAUAUGUAAAAAGAUUGUAUUGAUAAAUGUAAUGAAGUGGUCAGAGUGAAGGCAGAUGUUAUGCAUUUAAGCUUUACUAACUUACAUUUAUUUAAAAUCUGCGAAACACCGAUUAUGUGCCUGAUAUAUUUCAUUCAUUCCUGACAAAGCAUUUUUGUAUAUGAAUCGUGUGAACUUUCUGAUGAAGAGAGAAUUGCUAAUUAUAUAAAUAAAGAAUUAUUUUUCUAUUUU
Messenger RNA from Monomorium pharaonis (pharaoh ant), 5981 nucleotides. RefSeq names its product dolichol kinase (gene Dolk). NCBI's taxonomy places the organism in Eukaryota, Metazoa, Arthropoda, Insecta, Hymenoptera, Formicidae. Gene Ontology annotation, biological process: dolichyl monophosphate biosynthetic process. Gene Ontology annotation, cellular component: endoplasmic reticulum membrane. The record is from RefSeq and is a predicted model, not a curated record. Gene Ontology annotation, molecular function: dolichol kinase activity. The transcript is spliced from 7 exons. The coding region runs from base 375 to 1790 and encodes 471 amino acids.